Xyrauchen texanus (razorback sucker) is the source of this 4710-nucleotide messenger RNA. RefSeq names its product serine/threonine-protein kinase ULK1-like. Gene Ontology annotation, biological process: protein phosphorylation. Gene Ontology annotation, molecular function: ATP binding; protein serine/threonine kinase activity. The transcript is spliced from 28 exons. Lineage: Eukaryota; Metazoa; Chordata; Actinopteri; Cypriniformes; Catostomidae. The coding region runs from base 342 to 3167 and encodes 941 amino acids. The record is from RefSeq and is a predicted model, not a curated record.
UUGGAGGAAAGUGACCAGAACUGCGCAGUAAACGGCUGUGAGGCGUUGCUACCGACUGUCUGCGUUUAAUAAACGCACAAUCCAAUUUAUAACACUUUAUUAAGUGUUCCAGCUAGUGGUUACGGAUGACAUACUUUUAAACAACAAGGUGCUAUUUUAAAAUAGUGUCAUCAUGAUGUCAGCGCCUUUGUUUUUAUUAACGAGAAGGUAGCAAGAUCGCAGUAGCAAUCAUGACUAUACUUGCGGAUAGUUUGGGUGCCAGACAGCUCAUGGGAAGCGAUCGACCGGGUGCUGUAACCCUAACAUGAUCUUACCUGUGGACAUUUAAACAGUUUUACGCGAUGGAAAGCGUCGGAAAAUUCGAGUUUAACCGGAAAGACUUGAUCGGACACGGCGCUUUCGCGGUGGUGUUCAGAGGAAGACAUACACAGAAACAUGAUUUUGAAGUCGCGGUGAAGUGCAUUAAUAAGAAAAAUCUUGCCAAAUCACAGUCGAUCUUAGGAAAGGAGAUAAAGAUAUUAAAGGAGCUGAAACAUGACAACAUCGUCAGUUUACUGGACUUUCAGGAAAUUUCGGGAUGUGUCUAUCUUGUCAUGGAGUACUGCAAUGGAGGAGACCUAGCAGAGUAUUUACUCUCUAAAGGAUCUCUAAGUGAAGAUACGAUCCGUGUGUUAUUGCAUCAGAUUGCGGGAGCCAUGAGUGUUUUAAGGAGUAAAGGCAUCAUCCACCGUGACCUGAAACCCCAAAACAUUCUCCUUUCCUACAGCAUGGGUCGCAGGUCCAACCCCAACAACAUCUGCAUCAAACUGGCUGAUUUUGGCUUCGCCCGAUAUCUGCAGGGUAACACAAUGGCUGCCACUCUCUGUGGCUCUCCAAUGUAUAUGGCUCCUGAGGUCAUCAUGUCACAGAAUUACGAUGCCAAAGCUGACCUGUGGAGUGUAGGGACCAUCACCUACCAAUGUUUGACUGGCAAAGCCCCUUUUCAGGCAAGUACUCCCCAGGAACUGCGGCAGUUCUAUGAAAGAAACCGGAGCCUGAGUCCAAAUAUUCCACGGGAAACCUCCAGUCAACUGCGGCACCUGCUGCUUGGGUUGCUGCAGAGGAACCACAGGGAACGCAUGGACUUUGAUGAGUUUUUCCACCACCCCUUCCUGGAGGCCAACACAUCCGUGAAGAAAUCCUCUCCGGUGCCUGUGCCCACCUAUCCCAGCUCCGGCUCAGGGAGUUCCAGCAGUGGUUCCUCAACCUCUCACCUCACUCCUACUCGGUCUGUCUCUGGAACUCCAAGGUCCCUCCCCCAAAUUAACACAAUGGCAUCUCCAGGAUUCCUGCCGAAAGACUCGUCUUCCUCUGAGUCCGAUGACUUCGUAAUGGUGCCUGCUCAGUUCACCAGUGACCUGUCGAAUGCAGGAGGCCAAGAUAGUGUGAUACAGAGCGAAAGUUCACUACUGGGUGUCACUGCUUGUGUAGGUCGAACUCCAUUAUCCUCACCAUCUCUCAAAAUCUCCCCUAGGCCUUCCAGGCGUGGGGAGUGCUGUGGCAGUAGUUACAGUCAGUCUGUUCCUGUUCCAGUGCCUACACAAAAACACAACUACCAAAGAAUGGAGCAGAACCUACAAGUGUCUGACAGGUCUGUACAUGACUGCAUGAGUGAAUUUACGGCAUGUGGGAUAACCGGGGCUUCACCUGAAACAGGAAGAGGAUUGUCUCAUCGUAGACACUCCACAGGAGGGUUCAGACCAUAUCUACACUCUCUACAGGUGGGAACAGUUCCUGAAACACUUAAUCAGCCUGAACCUACUGGCAGUAGAACCGGGUCACACGCCACAGAUGUGUGUCAUCGGCAGGUCUCUCCUCUCUUCACUGAUCUUACAGCCAUGGAAACAACCCUGACCAACAAAAACAGGAGCAGUCGACACAGUCCAGAAUCCAUUGUGCACAGAUGGGAUUUGUAUCAGCGGCCCAGUAGUGGUCCAGCUCCAUGUAUGGCACCUGUUCAGCGAGGUCUGAACGCCCGAACUAAGACCCUGUCUGACCUGAAGGAGUUGACACAGAGCCCAGCAUCAGGGCCCCGUGUGCCCCUUUUCAAGCAUGUGGAAAGAAGUGACACAGUCAAAAGGUCAUUAAGUACUGGUCGUCUCUCAGAUAAGCUGCUGAAGGCUGUGUUUGGACCUCAGAUAAACAGAGGCAGCUGUGAAGGCUUAAAUUCUGAGAAACCCAUGGACACAGCAGCACCCUCUGGUGGCAGUAAUGUCACAGAACAGGGGUCAGUCAGCCCUGGAGUUGUCUUCAUGUUGGGCACUCCUGAAUAUGGACACACGCCUCCUCACUCUGCUCGAACAAGACGCUUCUCAGUGGGCACUCCCAGUCCAACAACCCCUGGCUGGACCUACAGUAACUUGCACGAGGCAUAUGCCUCGCCUGACAGCCUGCGCUAUGGUUACACGGACGCCAUGGCAACAAACCUGUGUGGGGGUGUAGCUUUCGUUCCCCCUGAAUUGCCAGAGGAGACACUUAUGGAGGAGGGGCAUACAGACCUGUUGAGCCAACUGCGCUUCAUUCUAGCCUUUACCCACUGCAUCACUGAGGUCGCUGGAACAAAGGAUAGUGGAGUUGAGAGGAGUCUGGCACUUGAUGCUUCAUUCUUAGAGCAGAGCGUGGUGGCUGACCAGAUCAGCCAGCUGAGCCAUGAGUGGAGCUCUGCAGAGCAGCUGGUCCUCUAUAUGAAAUCUGCUGAGCUGCUGUCCUCUGCAUUACACACAGCGAAGGAUGGGAUUAAAGAAGGCAAACUUUACCCAUCAGAAUCUGUCAAACAAGUGGUACGUAAGCUGAAUGAGCUGUAUAAGGAAUGUGUGAGCUCUUGCCGCUCUCUCACUGAGAAACUCCAGCUUUUCUUCAGCAGUAAACAAAGACUGAUGGACCGCAUGAACAGCAUUACUGCUGAAAGACUCAUUUACACGCACACCAUUCACAUGGUACAGACUGCAGCACUGGAUGAAAUGUUUCAUCAUGGAGAAACAUCUGUAGAACGAUACCAUAAGGCCUUACUACUAAUGGAGGGGCUGUCCCUAAUCAUUACUGAGAAUGCAGACCUGAACAAUAUCAACAAAUGCAAGCAGUGUAUUGAACGACGUCUAUCCUCUCUCCAGCCCAGAGCAUGUGUGUGAUCAGAUCACAAGAAGACCAUAUUCGUUCCAAAGCUGUAGUAUGUGUAAACAUAUAAACCAUCAAUGACAUGGAUGCUCAUCAUUAAACCGUAUUAAAACUUGCUUAGAAUCUCAGUACCACUAAAUUACUCAGUACCACCAAUGUUUUGAUGAACUUUGCCUUCAUGAAUCUGCAUGAAUCUGAAGAAAUGGAAUGAAAAUUUGAUCUACUCUAUUUUAAGGGAAUACAUAAUCAUUUUAAACCUCUGUAGCUACCUCCCUCUCAAACGUUUCGUGAAACAUCAGCUGGUGGUAGACGGGUUGUAGUUUGUCAGUGAUAGACUACAGAGGUCUAAUGUGGCAGUUGACCAAAAUUGUGGCAAAUCUUUGUUGACCUACUGAUUAAGAUUAUCUGUUUCAUAUGUUGUCAUAUGAAGGUGGAAGAAAUACUUGAGAUUUGUAAUAUAUGAACUGAACUAUCAUACUGUUGUUCAUGUUUAUGUAAAACAGUGAAGCACUUUAUAAACCUAAUUGCCUUUUGGAUUCCUGAAAGCAAUCACUGAGGAGAAGACAAGCCUACAAUGUAAAAGCUAAUUUCUGUUUAAUUAGCUUCUGCUGAUAAGUCAAAGAAAAUGCAAUAAGACAAUAGUCAAUAUAUUUGUAUGUAGCACUUUGUAUUUAUAGUAGUCUGUUUUAGUCUUGCAUGAUAAUAUGUAUUGUACAUGUGAUUGUUUUAUUUUUCAAUUUGCACCAAAAUACUGCUCGAAAGAAACAGUUUAGGGGUAAAGCUUUAAGCAUCUAGGUGUUCAUCUUUUGCAAGUACACAGCUUUUGCACAUUUUGCUUGUAGAGAUUUGAAAGGUUUUCUUAGCUGGAUAUGAGACUCAUACUUUUCAAUUUUACUUUUGAAAGUUUGUCCUUAACUUGCACUAUUGUUGCAUCACCAAGACGUCUAUCAAAAUGUUUAGGAUGACGAUAACCCUAAAGGUCCUGUUUUAUCUUUCCCUCAGCUGUAACUGAUGUUAACCAGGUUUUCUUAUCAGGGUGUUUUAAGGCAUUUAGUCUGAAUUGCGUGUGGUCAAAUAAACUUUGAUAAAUGCACAGCAAUCUUUAUGAAAUUUGUGGUGAUUGUUAAAUUGAGGACAAUGAACCAUUUUGUAUAUGUUGUUACAGUAUUUAAGAUGUCUUUUCUGAUAUUUUUGUGUCUUUUACUUUCCAUUCAGAGCAGCCAAAAAUCAAAAGCAUGUGGGUGUGAUGGAAAUAAAUGUCACACAUUUUUAAUCCAUGUAUGUUCAUUUCUUUCACGUGCACAAAAUGUAUCAUGGCAAAUCUUUUUCUUCAACAAGUACUAGAAUUGUGAGUUCGGUGGUAUGCCAUUUUUACUCCUGCCCGAGUGCUAGACUACAAUUAGACACUUUUUACAGUCUUUGUUAUUUUUACACUAGAUUGCAAAUCUUGGUUGAAAUGUUGUUUCAAAUGUUUGUUGACAUGCCUAUCCUUUAUAAAUACGAUUUGUUUGGUCCAAUUUGUCAAACUACUGUUUCACCAAUUAAAUAAUUAUUUUA